Messenger RNA from Alnus glutinosa, 1353 nucleotides. RefSeq lists its product as uncharacterized. The record is from RefSeq and is a predicted model, not a curated record. The coding region runs from base 143 to 1174 and encodes 343 amino acids. The transcript is spliced from 5 exons. NCBI's taxonomy places the organism in Eukaryota, Viridiplantae, Streptophyta, Magnoliopsida, Fagales, Betulaceae.
AACAGAACGACGUCGCAUCUACCAAGUACAAACCUCUUGGCAGAAAAUACACACGGCGCCGUUUUUCGUUUACCUCUUUCCCUGACCUCAUUCCAAAAGCUCAGUGUCACUGAGCGAUAGCAAAACCCUGAUUUUCAGAGAAAUGAGCAACCUACACUUAGAUUCGCUUCCCCCAACAGAAAGCCUAGAAUUAGAGAACGGGCUCACGCUCGCGCCACGCGUGAAGCUCACCUUCACGGUUUACCCCACGAGCCCCUCGGUGACCAAACCGGUCGACGAGUGGAAGGUGAAGCUUACUGUCAUAGACUUCCUCCAGACCUCGCUCUCCGUCCCCGUCACCGUCCCGGAAGAGGACCUGGAGAUCCGACCGCUUGGAGACCUCAAGAAGCGCAAGCGCGAGGACCCCGUGGCCCAAGGCUCUCUCUUCAUUCGCGACCUAGGGUUUCUCAACCAGUCCAGUAGAAAGAACAACAUUGAGGAAGAAGAGGAGGACGUGAAGGUGUUGGAGAAAAAGUUCUUGGAUUGGAGAAAAUACAUCGUGGAGAAAAUGGACGGGAUGGAGUUGAACCUCGAAGGUUUUAAGUACAAGCUCAACGUCGUCGUUCCGGCGUCCGACGAUUUCGAGGCAAUGAGGAAAGCUUGGGAGGAGUUUUUCGCUUUUGGAAAUCGGGGGCAUUCGAGGAGUGGGAAGCAAGAGCCUGAUACGAUUGUAGUGAGGGGGGUCCCGUCGCGGUGGUUUGCGGAGCCGCUGGUUUCGUCUAAGCCUUCCAUGUUGGUUACGCAUUCCAUUUUUUCUAGACUUGGGAAUAUAAGGAAUCUUAAUGUUGCUGAGGACAAUGAUCUAGGUAAGGAAGCAGAGGAAAUUGGGAACAUAGUUUCGGGUCUUAAUUGUAAGAUUGUAGUUCAGUUCGAGAAAUUCAAGGACUUCUAUAAUGCUCUAAGGGUGUUAUGCGGCCGCUCAUUGCAAAAGCAAGGAUCUCGAUUGAAGGCCAAUUAUGAGGUUACUUGGGAGAAGGAUAGCUUUUUCCGGAAUUCAAGAAGUCACACACAGGAGAGGACUAGUAGGAUGCCAGAAAUAGCAACGGGAAAUUACAGAAGUGAAGCUCCAAGACAUCAACAUCAAAUUUCUCGCCUCAGUCCUGAUGAUGCACGCCGUAAGAGGUUUAAGGAUUAGGGAAUGGGAUUCACAUUUAGAUAUUGUUUCAUAGAUAACUUUUGAGUUUGAGAGGCCAAAAGCUUUUUUGCAUGUUCGAUGAUAAAGUUCAUCCCAGUAUGUUGUACAACAAUUUAUCAUCCGAUGUUCAGUUACUUUUACAAAAUUUCAGUAAAGAAAGACUGCUAAUACUGCUGCAA